This is a messenger RNA of Oncorhynchus kisutch (coho salmon), 1829 nucleotides long. RefSeq lists its product as uncharacterized. The coding region runs from base 471 to 1829 and encodes 452 amino acids. The record is from RefSeq and is a predicted model, not a curated record. Lineage: Eukaryota; Metazoa; Chordata; Actinopteri; Salmoniformes; Salmonidae. The transcript has 10 exons.
AGAACACAUGUUGAUUCUUAUCAAGUUGGUGGGCAGGCAAUCUUUUCUACUCCAUAUAUUGCAUUUAUAUCUGUAAUGAUUAACCCUAAUGGUCUCAGAUCAGCAGUAGAAAGAAGUAGGCCUAAUUAUUUUAGGUGUAAUCUUCAAAGAUAUUAGGGGGAAAUAAACACUGUACCCAAAUCCACGUUUUACAAUGCUCCUGGGAAAUGGGUAGGCCUCCACCUAUAGUCCUUCACAGUUUUACAGCUGUGAUAUAUUUAUUUAUUUACAUAGAUCACAUACAUAAAUAAAUAUGAUAGCUGUAGGUAGCGUUGAGAUAAAAUUCCCAUAUUCUAUUGCUACUAACAUAAAUCCUAAUAUAUCAUGUUUUCCUCAUUUGCUCUGUAGGAGGUUCGUCAUAUGAAGGACAUUCAAGUGGAUGUGACCCCUAACCUGCAAUAGGGGCUCAGUGAGGUGACAGACAUCCUGUAAUGGAUCUCCAGCUAGUGUCUGAGGACCUGGAGAAGGCUGUGUCUACAGCUGUGGGGCAGGACAAGCAUGGGACAGACAUCCUGAACGAAUCUGAUGUCAGAGCUCCCAUCAGCCCUCUACACCUCGCUGCGGUGACUUUUCACGAGGAGUGCAGCACAGUGCCAGCUUCCUGGUUCGGGAAGGUAAGGGGCGGAGCCAUGUCCACCUGGUGGCGGCGUCCGGACACAUCGGGAUACUGGGGUGGCUCCUACACACCGCCCAGUCAGUGUGGACCCUCCCCGUCAUCACAGACAACCAGGGCUACACGCCACUACACUUGGCCUGCUACAACGGAGUCAGAGGUCAGUGGGAAUGACCUCACCCUCAUAGACCUGGGUGACCCCAUCAUUGACGGUGAUGUUAUGAAGGAAGACAGAGAGGUUGAGAGACAGACCAAGUUGGAAGAGGCUGUUCUAGAGACAGAUAUCCCAACUCUGUCACUAGAGGCUGAUGGAGAGAUUGAGAUGCAGGAGGCUGAUCUGAAGACAGAUGGCACAUCUCAGUCACAGGAGGUUGAAGGAGAGAGUGAGUUGGACGAGGCCAUUGUCAUCCCAUCUCAGUCACAGGAGGAGGCCAAAGGAGAGAGUGAGUUGAAUCAGGUUGAUCUGAAGACAUCCACAUCAACUCUGACACUGGAGGUCGAAGGAGAGAGUGAGUUGAAUCAGGUUGAUCUGAAGACAUCCACAUUAACUCUGACACUGGAGGUCGAAGGAGAGAGUGAUUUGAAUCAGGUUGAUCUGAAGACAUCCACAUCAACUCUGACACUGGAGGUCGAAGGAGAGAGUGUGAUGCAGGAGAGUGAUGAUGUAGAAACAGCCGGGCCAUCUCAAUCCCAGGAGACUGAACGAGUGGCAAAGGCUGCAGUGGUGACCUUCACUACCAUGACCCGCAAGGCUGCAGCCUCCCAGACCAGCCUCAGCAGGGGAAAGAGAAGCUACCCAGACCUACACACCUUUGUGCAGGACAUGAAGGAUGGCCAUUGGAAUCUGCUGAGUGAGAAUAUGCGUUCCGGGAUGAGCAGAGAUGAGUUUAGUGCUAGGUGCAUGGAUAUUACAAAUUGGGUAAUGGAGUCUACAUCCACUGUGGUCGUUCCCGCCCUUGACCUCACCAUGCAGAUCAGGCUCUCUGAUUCGUCAAGCUCUUCUGGAUCAGGAAGCAAUGUGGCUAGAGAAGUGACCUCUCUUGGCCGCAGCGUCAGAUUCAGCUUUCGUGGUGGACCCAGUAGACGCACCAGUUCAAGAACUACUUGCAGCACACAAACUCCCACGCCUAGUUUAGUGCUAGGUGCAUGGAUAUUACAAAUUGUCUCCUGGGAUUGA